Spirodela intermedia is the source of this 1322-nucleotide messenger RNA. Lineage: Eukaryota; Viridiplantae; Streptophyta; Magnoliopsida; Alismatales; Araceae. The record is from the annotation of a GenBank genome assembly.
AUGGGGAGAGAGAGAGAGGGAGAGAGAGAGACAGGGGGAGAGAGAGAGAGGGAGAGAGAGAGACAGGGGGAGAGAGAGAGAGAGGGAGAGAGAGAGACAGGGGGAGAAAAGAGAGACAGGGAGAGAGAGAGAGAGAGAGAUACGGAUGGGCGUUGGCCCAGUACAGCUAAAGUACAGCUUCUGUUGCCAUCCAACAUGGCAAAUUUAACUCAACUUGGAACAUCUCCAUCGCAUCCAGCUCAGAUCAGACCCCGCGCAUGAAUUAUCCGCCAACGCAUCUCGAUUGAAUCAGACAGCGAGCGAGCGAGCGAGAGAGAGAGAGAAAGAGAGAGAGAGAGAGAGAGAGAGAGAGAGAGAAAGAAGAGAGGAAGAGAGCCCUCAACGCUGACGAUAGAGUUGUGAAUGUGGGCACCAGUUUCUUGAUCGGGUCGACUGCUGGCUCUAUCCGGCCACUUUGGGCCAAGAAGAACUGGCUAAGUAUUAAUAUUGGGCUUUUAUAUUAACGGGCCAGAAUUUAUUUGGGCCAGAAAAAUAAAAAACCCCCUUUCGGCCCAAUCGCCUACUGCCGACCUUUCCGGUUGCUUCCGCAGCGUAAUCACAGCCGUUCAUCACCUAGACCUCAUCAUUGAUUCAACCAAGAUAUAACUAUGAUUAUACCCUCCGAUGUCCCUGUUGAGGCCAUGCUGGCGUUCGUCCUUUGAAUUUGUCAUUGACCUUCCCUAAGGAUCAGACACGUACCCCAGUCCGGUAGCGACUUUAAUCGAGUGGGACCCAAAAAGGGCAAGAAGUACACGCGGGGAGGGGGCCAGCAGGCCACAGCGGUGCUCAUAGGUUGUGUCAGUCGGUCGGAGCGUCGGAUUUGUUACGGUGAACCGCGGAUCAACCAGAGAAGCUGUGAUUCUGGCGGUGGGUCUCACACCCAGUUGCUCUGACGGCAAGGGAUGAGAGCUGGCCAAUUGCUGAUCCGCAAGGAGCACGGUAACUGAACCUCAUUGCGAGUCCACACCAUCCUCUUACCGUACACACACACUCUCUCUCUCUCUUUCUCUGUCUCACACAGACAUAACCACAGAAGCACUCUCUCUCAAGGCUCCCCCAGAAAGUACGGGUUCCUCUCUCCUCUCUCUUCAGUUCCUGAAACGGCUAUAGAGGAGAGAGGAAGAGAGAGGGGGGGGGGAGGGGGGGAGAGGGGGAGAAGAGGAGGCGGGGGAGGUGAGGCGAGAACGCUCGGGAGAAAGGCUACAAGGCGGUCCUUCUCUCCCUCCCGUGCCGGCCCCCAUCUGGAAUCGGAUCCUGAGAUAUCGGGGUCCAGUGUGCGGUAA